AUGAAAAUUACCAAAAACAUAAAAAAGAAAGUCCGAUUUUUUAAAAACGGUAAUAAGCCUGAAGUGUGUAUAAUUGACGAUUCUGAUUCACCAGUGCAUUCGGUAUCACUACUACCAAUGUUUUUCGACGAAGAGCACCUGUUAUCUUGGGACCACGGCGACCACCAUGAAGCAUUUAUAAACAAGGAGUUCCGAUCGCGGCCACAACGACAAGAACGACAACGCACUGGGAUUGCGAUGAUGUCUCCAAACUUUUGUCAAUUCAUGGAAGAUUAUUUUGAUUAUGACGCAAAUUUUAGAUGUGAAUCAGAAGAGCAGCAGGAGAUAGAAUGUGUAGUAGAAGUGCACGAGCCACCCGUCGGAAAACACUCGCCUACGUGUUCUCAGUCACUUCAAAGUCCAUCGCCACAGCUAACGCGCCAAUCAUCAUCAGGCCGGCCGUCUAUCCAGUCGCUAUCGAAUCCUUCUUCACCAACUCCACUACUGGCUGACUCAAUGUCAUCGUCACUUUAUCGGUCGUCCUCAUUACCAGCAAUGUCAACAUAUCGCUCGUCUGAUGAUGAAAGAGGUGAAUUUUCACCAAUGCAAUCACCUCCGUCUCAAUUACUUGAUGAUUCCUCAAUCUAUUCAUCGCCAGUAUCAAUACUUGAAACGUCGCCAAUCCACUCGCCUCCACCGGCUUUUGUUGAUAAAUUAGCAAUCUCAGGACCUUUAUCAAAUUUACAAGCUGAACCACAGGUAUACUCACCUCCACCACUGAUACACUCACCUCCACCAUCUUUCACUGAAAGGUCAACGACGCAGGUAUCUCCACCACCUUUUCUUAGAAUAUCACCAAUCCACUCGCCUCCACCAGCAUUUUCCGAAAAGCUCUCAGUCCAGCGAAAUUUGCCACCAUAUGCUGGUUUAUCAUCGACUCAUUCACUGCCCACAUCAUUAUAUAAAAAGACGCCAAUCUACUCAGCACCACCAAUACUUAAAUCAAUACCAAUUCAAGUACACCACCCUCGUGUUCCUAGAUCACAGCAUUUGCCACACUUAUCGCCGCGUGUAUCGUCACAAUGUGACUCACCACCACACAGUUCCCCGAUCCUAUCAGCAUAUUUCGCAUCCCAUAUAACCACCGUUCCACCUUUGCCGGGAUCGACUUCUUGUUCGUACCCGUGCGGCUUAUCGUCACUACCAUCUGUAGUGACGCAAUAUCAUUCAUCGCUAAUGUCACCUGCGUCGACUGGACGGCGUUUAUCACCGAUGACUUUUGUACAGUCACCAAACCGCUCAUCGCCGACGUCAACGAGAUAUUCUUCACGACGCUCAACAAUAGCGUCUUCAGAGAUGUCAUCGCUCUGUCCGUCUCUCCAACCACGGGUUUGUUGUCGGUCGUCACAAACGUCACCGCCAGACCUUUGUCGUCAGUCGACACAAACGUCCCAACCAGAUGUUUGUGAUCAAUCGUCACAAACGCCGUCAUCAUAUAUUUUCCAGCGGGAGUAA
This is a messenger RNA of Diatraea saccharalis (sugarcane borer), 1494 nucleotides long. Lineage: Eukaryota; Metazoa; Arthropoda; Insecta; Lepidoptera; Crambidae. The record is from the annotation of a GenBank genome assembly.